Spodoptera frugiperda (fall armyworm) is the source of this 1303-nucleotide messenger RNA. Its product is annotated as gustatory receptor for sugar taste 43a-like. Lineage: Eukaryota; Metazoa; Arthropoda; Insecta; Lepidoptera; Noctuidae. Bases 8 to 1303 code for a protein of 431 amino acids. The transcript has 9 exons. Gene Ontology annotation, biological process: sensory perception of taste. Gene Ontology annotation, cellular component: axon; membrane; neuronal cell body. The record is from RefSeq and is a predicted model, not a curated record.
GGACUCCAUGAAGUCUGGGAGUCAGAAGGAGUGUGUGGUGACUGGAACGCUAUGUCUCAUGCUGCGAAUGUCACAAGUGGCCGGCGUCGCACCGAUCCGUUUCCGACGCAUGCACGGCGGCUGGUGCAUUCGCAUCUCCCGACUAGCUAACUUCUAUGGAAAGUCUUUAUCGUUUAUAUUAUGGCUACUAUCAACCACUACGAUAGCAAUAGACAUCCUCAUUGAGCCGGAGAGGUCGUACCGCACCCGCACAAACUCGACCCGCAUCGUGUGGGUAGCUGACGUGGGCACUGUCGGCCUGGUAGUCUGCACUGCUGCAUUCACUGGUUUCAACCGUAUGAAAUGCCUGAUGGUGUAUUUGCUGAAGCUGCAAGAGAUAAACUUAAAACUAAGCCUGUACCACGAUGAACCAUCCAAUGAAGGUGCGAGGAAGCUGAUAGCUGUCAGCUCAAUGAUCUUCACCUGCUCAACCAUACUGCUGGACUUCAGCAUAUUCAUCUACCAAGUCGCUAUAGAUCAUGGGAAAAUGGUCACAUCAUGCAUGUACAUCUUCUACAACAUAUCGACAGCGGUGCAGCAGGUGAUACUCCUCACAUUCUCGGAAACUGCCACAGCUGUGUAUACCUCGCUACUGUCACUCAACAACUGCUUGAAAACCCUUCUCGAACAAAUUGUGCAUGAGUCACCUGAAGCAAGGAACUCGAUACUGAACCAGGACUGCAGAAUAGACAUCUAUAAUACAAUUUCCAGUAAAUCAAUCAACAGUGUCGUUGAUACUUUGACUGCGUACAGAGCUCAACCAAGACCACAUCCACAUCCCCUACCGAUCAUGAUCCGUCGCCUCGGCUUGCUGUAUUGUUCCCUCUGCGACGUGGUGCGUCAUGUCAAUGAUAGCUACGGGACAGUCCUGGUCGCCAUGUUGCUGUGUCUUCUCCUGCAUCUGGUCAUCACUCCGUACCAUGUCAUCACUAAUAUCUUCAACAAAUCAAGAUCAGACAGGUCGAGCCCAACUUUGCAACUAAAUUGGGUCGUACUGCACUUCAUCAAUUUGUUGUUGAUCAUUGAACCCUGCCAUCGAACACAUGAAGAGAUGAGACGAACCCGCCACCUGAUCAGUCAGAUGCUGCGUCAUACGACUACUGACAACAAUGGUUUGCUGUCUGAGCUGCAGAUAUUCUACCAGCAUUUGAGUUUGAAUGAAGUAUCCUAUGCACCAUUGAAGAUGUUCCCAUUGGACAGGACUCUCAUUGUUACGAUUCUUGGAAGCAUCACCACGUACUUGGUUGUAGUUGUUCAACUUUAA